GAUUUACACACAGCAAACUCAAACCAAGGGAAUCCUUUCAGGAUUUCUGUCCUGGAUUGACAGUGAUGGAUCUUGUGUACUCCAUUUACAGGAUUUAAGAAGAGGAGGGGAAACUCAAGGGAGAUGAGAAACUCAAACCAAACAGCACAUCAACAUCUGAAAGUCACUUGAUUCCUCAGCACCUUAAUAUCACCAGCCUUUGAAUGUAAGCAUUGAGUUCCAGGUCACUACCAGUCACCAGAAUGCUCCAAGGUGUUUCGCAGGAGUGUUAGAAAGCAACGUUUGACACUGAGAUACCUGAAGAGAUAUCAGGGCAGAUGAACAAAGGUCUACUAAAAGAGGGUAUUAGAAGGGGAGGAUUUAUAGUCAGGAAACUGAAACCAAACAUCACUUCAGACUUUGAUGGAGUCGCCCAUUCUAUCGUAAACUGAAUAUCUUUAGAUUUUGAACAUGGAAGGAAAAAGCACCGUUCACAGUGGGGAGAAACCGUACACGUGUUCUGUGUGUGGACGAGGCUUCAGCCGAUCAUCUGGCCGGUCAGAACAUAAACGCAGUCACAAUGGGGAGAAACCGUGGAAAUGUGGGGAUUGUGGGAAGAGAUUCAAUUACCCUUCCCUGCUGGAGAUGCAUCGGCGCAGUCACACUGGAGAGAGGCCGUUCACCUGUUCCAAGUGUUGGAAGGGAUUCACUCGGUUGUCCCACCUGUUGACUCACAAGCGAGUUCACACUGGGGAAAGACCUUUCACCUGCUCUGAGUGUGGGAAGGGAUUUACGGAUUCAUCCAACCUGCUGACACACCAGCGAGUUCACACUGAGGAGAGACCUUUUAAAUGUCCAGACUGUGGGAAGUGCUGCAUAAGUUCUGGGAAUCUGAUGUCCCAUCAACGUCUUCACACUGACGAGAGACCGUUCAGGUGCUCUCAGUGUGGGACUGGGUUCAGAUGGUCAUCUCACCUCACUGAACACCAGCGCAGUCACACUGGGGAGAGGCCGUUCACCUGUUCAGAAUGUGGGAAGGAAUUCACUCAGUCAUCCCACCUGCUGACACACCAGCGAGUUCACAGUGGGGAGAGACCAUUCAUCUGCUCCAAGUGUGGGAAGGGAUUCACUCAGUCAUCUCACCUGCUGAGACACCAGCGGGUUCAUAAGUAACUACAGUGAUUGGAUGUUGUUGUGAAAUUCCAUCCAGGACUAACCAUGUUCAUUCAGGGCUGUUUCUGCUGAUGUUAAUAAACUACAGCCCAGUUAUAGGGAUUGAUAUUCUGGAUAAAAGUCAAA
Molecule: messenger RNA, 1278 nt
Organism: Carcharodon carcharias (great white shark)
Lineage: Eukaryota; Metazoa; Chordata; Chondrichthyes; Lamniformes; Lamnidae
Product: zinc finger protein 774-like
Exons: 3
Coding region: 451-1152 (233 amino acids)
Biological process (GO): positive regulation of reciprocal meiotic recombination
Cellular component (GO): nucleus
Molecular function (GO): histone H3K36 methyltransferase activity; recombination hotspot binding; histone H3K4 methyltransferase activity
Source: RefSeq, a predicted model, not a curated record